Messenger RNA from Paramecium tetraurelia, 1392 nucleotides. RefSeq lists its product as uncharacterized. The transcript is spliced from 9 exons. Gene Ontology annotation, molecular function: calcium/calmodulin-dependent protein kinase activity; ATP binding; calcium-dependent protein serine/threonine kinase activity. The record is from RefSeq and is a predicted model, not a curated record. Gene Ontology annotation, cellular component: cytoplasm; nucleus. Lineage: Eukaryota; Ciliophora; Oligohymenophorea; Peniculida; Parameciidae. Gene Ontology annotation, biological process: protein autophosphorylation; peptidyl-serine phosphorylation; intracellular signal transduction.
AUGGAUAACAAUAUUGUGAUUAAAAAAUAAUGGUUCAUAAAAUCCUCCACAAGUAAAAUUGAAGAUGCUUAUGAAUUUGAUCACAAGAAGCUGCUUGGUUAAGGGACUUAUGGUUAAGUGGUAAAGGCAAAACUAAAGGGUUCUAAAUAUUAUAGAGCAAUCAAAAUAAUUCCCAAAAGCAAGGUUAGAAACCCUGAUCGAUUCAGAAGGGAAAUAGAGAUAAUGAGAAAUUUAGAUCACCCAAAUAUCAUUAAACUAUUUGAGACUUUUGAGGACAAUAGAAAUGUGUACUUAGUGAUGGAAUUAUGCGAAGGAGGUGAACUCUUUGACCGAAUAAUAGACAAGGGUCAUUUUUCUGAGAAUGAAGCUAAGAUCACUAUCUUGUAAAUUAUGCAGGCAGUCAACUAUUGCCAUCAGAAUGGAAUUUGUCAUCGUGAUUUAAAACCUGAAAAUUUUUUAUUGUUGACAAAAGCCGAUGAUUCACCACUAAAAGUCAUUGAUUUCGGUUUGUCUGUUAUAUUCCACGACAAUCACGUUGAAAAUAUGACAACUAGAGCAGGAACACCAUAUUACAUAUCUCCUGAGAUUUUGGAUGGAAAAUAUGAUGAAUCUUGUGAUAUUUGGUCAGGAGGAGUGAUCCUGUAUAUUCUUUUAUCAGGAGUACCUCCAUUUUAUGGGAAUACAGAUCCUGAAAUUCUAGAUGCCGUUAAGAAGGGCAUUUUCACAUUUAACAUACCUGAGUUCAAGAAGGUGUCAGAAGGUGCCAAAGAUUUGAUAUCAAAAAUGAUAUGCAAGCCAGAGAAACGAUUGAAAUCUCAUGAAGUUCUUUAGCACCCAUGGAUGAAGUAACAAACAGCUGGUAAUUCCUCUUUAAGCGUUAAUUAUCAAUCUUUAAAGAAUUUCACCAACUUUAAUAAAUUAAAAAAGGUUACAUUGACUUAUAUAGCAUCUUAAUUAUCGGAGUAGGAAAUCUCAGAGUUAGGAAAAUUGUUCAAACAAUUGGAUAAGAAUGGAGAUGGUGUUUUGACUAUGGAUGAAUUGACUCAUGGAUUGACAGGUCUCAAGAAGGAGUCCUAGAAUGAGAUUAUGAGUGUGAUCAAAAGCAUUGAUACUGAUGGUUCAGGUACUAUUAAUUACACAGAGUUCUUGGCAGCCACCAUAGAGAAAAGUGUGUAUAUGAAAUAAGAGAGACUCUUCUAGGCAUUCAAGAUGUUUGAUUUGGAUGGAAGUGGUAAGAUCUCAAGGGAAGAAUUGAGAUAGGUUUUAGGAAAGACUGGCUCUGGGUUUGAUGACAACACUUUCAAAGCCUUGAUUGCAGAUGCUGAUAAAGAUGGAGAUGGAGAAAUUGAUUACAAUGAGUUUAUAGAGAUGAUGGACAAAAUGAAACCAUGA